AAAAAUGGGUGACACAUUAGAAAAUAUUAAUCCCAAAUUAUAUAAAAAAAUAAAUGAAAGAGAAAUUACUGCAGAAGAUGAAGAUGAAGAUAUUAUAGAUGAAUUUGAUACACGUGAAAUAUUUGAUUGAUAAUAAAGCAAACAAAGUAUAUGUAAAAUUCACUCCAACAAUACCACACUGUAGCAUGGCAACAUUAAUUGGUUUAUCAAUUAGAGUACAAUUAUUACGAGUUCUUCCUCCAAGAUUUAAAGUUAAUGUUGAAAUUACACCAGGUACUCAUAUGUCAGAAGCAGCAGUAAAUAAACAAUUAGCUGACAAAGAAAGAGUAGCAGCAGCUCUUGAAAACAAUCAUUUACUUGAAGUGAUCAAUCAGUGUAUUGGUAUAAAAUGU
Molecule: messenger RNA, 392 nt
Organism: Heterotrigona itama
Lineage: Eukaryota; Metazoa; Arthropoda; Insecta; Hymenoptera; Apidae
Source: the annotation of a GenBank genome assembly